This is a messenger RNA of Carica papaya (papaya), 1239 nucleotides long. RefSeq names its product nodulin MtN21 /EamA-like transporter family protein (gene UMAMIT20). Lineage: Eukaryota; Viridiplantae; Streptophyta; Magnoliopsida; Brassicales; Caricaceae. Gene Ontology annotation, molecular function: transmembrane transporter activity. The record is from RefSeq and is a predicted model, not a curated record. Gene Ontology annotation, cellular component: membrane.
GUGUAUAUAUAUAGUGUGAGAAACAGUUGAAGUGGGUGUAAGGUGUAAGGUGUACGAGAUUAAUUACUAUGGGAAAUUUAAGAGGAAUUUUUGAAAAGGUUAAGCCGUAUGUACUUAUGGUGUGUCUGCAAUUUGGGUCUGCUGGUAAUCUCAUAAUCAGUAUGGCCACUCUCAAUCAUGGCAUGAACCGCUACGUGCUCAUCGUCUAUCGCAAUGCUAUUGCUGCACUCGCACUUGCUCCUUUCGCUCUUCUUCUCGAAAGGAAAGUGAGGCCGAAGAUGACAUUGAAAAUUUUCUUCCAAAUAAUGAUCCUCGGAUUUCUAGAGCCAAUCAUUGACCAAGGUUUCGGCUACUUGGGGAUGCAAUUCACAUCAGCCACAUUUACAUCUGCAAUUAUGAACGCUGUGCCCUCUAUUACCUUCAUAAUUGCUGUCAUUUUUAGAUUAGAGAGAGUAAAGAUGAAGGAAGUGAGGAGUCAAGCGAAGAUGAUUGGGACACUUGUAACAUUCGGAGGAGCUUUGCUUAUGACGCUAUACAAAGGCCCUGUCCUUAAUCUACCCUGGUCAAAAGACACCUCCCCUCACGGCACCUCUUCUCACAACCAUACAAACUGGGUUGCCGGCACACUCCUAAUUCUUCUGGGUUGUGUUGCAUGGUCCUGUUUCUACGUCUUACAAUCUAUAACGAUUAGCAAGUACCCGGCAGAGAUCUCACUAUCAUCGUUGAUAUGUUUGGCCGGCACCUUACAAAGUGCAGCCAUUGCGGUGGUUGUGGAGCGUCGAUCUAGCGGAUGGGCUGUUGGCUGGGAUUCCAGGCUUUUUGCACCCUUAUACACUGGAAUAGUGAGUUCGGGAAUUACGUACUAUGUACAAGGAGUCGUGAUGAAGACGAGAGGGCCGGUGUUCGCAACAGCAUUUAACCCUCUUUGCAUGAUCAUCGUAGCUGCACUCGCUUCUGUUAUCCUAGCCGAACAAGUUUACUUCGGAAGUGUGAUUGGAGGAGUGAUAAUAGCAAUGGGUCUAUACUGCGUCGUUUGGGGUAAAAACAAAGAUUACUCUUCCCCUACGAAGGGUUCUGCCAUUGAUCAUCCCCAACAGCAAGAAUUACCAGUUACGACUACUAAGGCACCAUCAACUCCUUGAUGAUUUGGAAGUGAAACAAAUAUGUAUCUGCAUUUGUAUGUGUAUAUGUAUUUUAUUGCAUGGUUUUUAUAAUCGCGUCAAAUACAUCAACAUGUAU